This is a messenger RNA of Mytilinidion resinicola, 1302 nucleotides long. RefSeq lists its product as uncharacterized. The record is from RefSeq and is a predicted model, not a curated record. The coding region runs from base 182 to 1099 and encodes 305 amino acids. The transcript has a single exon. NCBI's taxonomy places the organism in Eukaryota, Fungi, Ascomycota, Dothideomycetes, Mytilinidiales, Mytilinidiaceae.
CAGCUCCUAAUAACACAUCCACAAUACCCAUCCACUUACAGAACAAACAGGGACUAACAAAUUUCAAUGAUCUACAGCAGAUUUCGGAAACGCGUGGGCGACAUCCUGGCGCGUCGGGGCACCUCUGCCUUUCUCUCUCAAUGCCUAUCAACACCAUCAGGAUCAUCCAUCGCUCCAGCCUAUGCCUUUCGACAGCAAGUUCAUCUUCCAGGCCAAGGGCGCUGAAGCCGGCGCCAUCAUCGACGACUGCAUUAACCAGCAGUCGCACAGCCCAACCGAACACUACACCAUCUUCGCCUGCAUCCUCAACAAUGUGCGCAGUGAUAUCACAGCCAGAUGGUCCGCCGCGGCGUCAAUUCUAGCGUUUAUACGGACGAUACUGGGUCUGAUGUCUAAUAGCUUGGAUGAAAUUCAAACCAUUUCUUAUCACUCGCCUAUUCUCGCGGUCCUGCUUUCUCUCUCUUCCAUCACGGCAUUUUCAUCGCGUCUCGACUUCAAGUCGCCAGAAUCUCAGUUCCAUAGGAAACGCGAUGUCCACGCUUUGCGCCGAGCCAUCCAUGGCCAUUUCAAGCUCUGGCUGCAGAACGAACGGAUGCAGUUCACCUGCUUCUGCGUUGUGCUUGUCUGUCUUAGUGCCGUUCUUUGGUACAUGCUUGUCGAUGUCACAAGAUAUGGCGUUGUUGUUUUCGCCAUCCCACUCAAAGCCAAUGUUCCUCUCGGGGCUGGCCUUACUCAGCUACUUGGGUGUGUCACAAUAGCUUUACGGCCUCUGCUUUUCGAAACAAGACGGAUAAAAGUCCCUAAACUUUCUCAGAGCUUCCGGGGCGCGAUUUCAGAUCCACACGACAGCGAGAACAUCGAGCUCGUCACCCACCGGCCGGAUUUCAGCGGGCCAUCAGAGCUCAAUUCAGCACCACAGUACCCAAAUUCGGGAAGAGAACUACAAGAUGUCACCGUUAUCCUUCGGAGCGCAAAACAGACGCCGACAGCUUCCCUAAUCAAGGCCUGCUCGCUAUCUCCUCCUUCAGACUGCUUGCGUACGGCACGGUUGUCUUGGCCAGCAUCUCUAUGUACUCCGCGUCAGAUGCUGUGCGUGUGAUGGUCGCCGUGACUGUUCGCGUAGGAUUCGGAAGAGUUGCUGGCUUUUGGGUGACGAGGUCAGAUCGGGCGGCCCGCAAGACAUUCUUGGUGGAUGUGCGGAUUGCGCAGUUAAAGACGCUGGAGGAGGAGACGAGUGAGGUUUUGAGGGGGCCGGAGAGCUCCUAGAGGCCGCCCUUCCAGCUAUGUGUACCUUCGUCACAG